GCCAGCUAUGAUAAUCUUGCUAUGUACUCCCUCCUUCGUGUUAGUGUAUGGCUGUUGGAGCGCAUAUCUUAGUUGUGUUAAGGUAUAAUGUUAUAAUGUAGGUAGCUAUGCAUGGGUUCUGAUGAGCCGUGUGAAGAAUUUUCUUUUAUGAGGCCCCUAGUCUUUACUGAAGCAUAAGGACGACAACGCAGCAUAAUACCUACAAGGGAUAUAUGCUAAAAAACUGGAUACGCAACUUGGAUGGGGCGAGACGCAGGCGGAACACUGCCCCAUAGGCUGGGCACCAGCGCAGAGCUGGGUCGUUGGCCUGAACAUAUAACUUGCGGAGAGCCGCCGUUCUUGGCUUCGACUUGGUUUGUGCAUCCACAGCAUUCCUAUCUUCUGCGAUCGUGGGAGACGAUCGUCGACUAGCUAAGUAGGAUCUCAAAAAAAGCUUGUUGCAAUUCCGAGAUGUCCCAUCACGAUCUUGACUACGCCAGCCGACGGUUGCAGUUAGUGGGUUCCCGAGUGGUGGAGGCCGAGGACGCUGGUCACCGAGUUAUUCCUACGCAGCAUCACCAUCACCAUUCUCACUCUCGCUCUUACGAUGACACGGAAGAGUCAAGUCCUGAAAAGGGGAGGCAUCAUACACCGAAAUUCCUCAAGACUCACUCAGCUACAAAUUUUGAGCUAUUCUACGACUUGUGGUUUGUAGCCAAUCUGAAUGUCUUCACUAGCAAACAUGACAUCUCGGACAUAUCGAAGUUCUUGUCUUUUAUCGGAUACAUCGUUCUCUUAUGGACAACAUGGCUAUUAACUACCCUCUACGACGUACGGUUCACUGCCGACAGCGUGUGGGAACGCUGCUGCAAGGCUAUUCACUUAGGGGUCAUGAUAGGAUUUGCCGAGAUUGGAGCCGCCUUCGACCCAAACGACCAGAUUGUAUCAGUAUUUAGGGCGAUGUCGCUGUUCCUUGCCGUUUCUCGUUUCGUCCUUGCUUUGCAGUACGGGAUGGUCACGUUCCAGAUUCGCAAGUAUGCCCACGGCAAACGUGCUAUGUUCAUCACCGCCGUUCUCCAUUUCAUCGCCGCUGCGAUAUACUUCGGUGUCUCGUUUAGGUAUAACUUAGGCAAGACGAGUCGUGUUUUCCUCGUCUGGUAUAUUGGUGGUGGUGUCGAGAUGGCUCUUCACCUACGCAUCUCCCAGUUGUCCCAUGUUCUAACAUUCCUUGGUACACAUCUGGGUGAGAGGUUAAACCUCCUCACCCUAGUCAUUCUCGGAGAAGGUUGUAUAAUUCUGGCCAAGAGUAUUACUCUCUUGGUGAAAGAUACUUACCUCAAGGAUUCCAGUUACUCGAUGUGGAGUUCGACUCUCAUCGGUCUCGUUGCCGCUGGUACUGCAUUGAUAUACAUCAUUUUCCAGCUUUACUUCGACUGGAUGCAUGACGAACAUUCAAUGUCCAGACGGCAUCAAGUCUUAUGGACAGCGGUGCAUUUACCCUUCCAUAUCGCCCUUACCCUUCUUGUUGAAGGCGCAAACCAGUUUAUUGUCUGGGCCCGUAUCCUCGAAACUUCCAACGCAGCUCUCUCAAAGGUAGUCAAUCUUCAGACCCAGUUCGUAGACAUGACGUCCGAAGAGGUUUCCGAAAAGCUUGCGAGCGUGAUUCAACCGUUCCUUGAGAAAUACCAACCCGCUGAUGUCCUUGAAACGAUGGAUUCCGUGAAUGAAACUCUGGAGCACAUUGCCGAUAUGCCCAACUCAUUCUGGAAAGAGGAUUCCCACCCGGAUAAUUCGACGCUGGCUCAUUACCAAAACGAUCUGAUAGACUUGAUGAACACGAUGCUCAAUGCUGUCUACAAUGCUUUUGAAAUUGAUCCAGCUGAAGGGGAAGAGGAUGGCCCCAAGCCCGAGUUCUGGCAAUCUGAAGCAGCGGUAGCGGUCGCCAAAAGGUUUAGAUUAGUUUAUAUUUAUGCUUUUGCAUGCGCUGGCAUUGUCCUGCUCAUUUUAACUAUUAUGCACAUCAUCUCUAAACGAAGAGGAUGGACGCCUUUCAAUAUUCUCAGAACUCUCGUCUGCAUUUCGAUUUCCAUCGUCCUGGCACUUCUUACUCUAGUAGUAGCCAACCAAGAUGCUGUAUUCAGAGGCGACAGGCGCACGGCAUUCUACGGAAGCUCCUGGAUGUUGCCAACGAUUACAAUCAGUUAUUUCGUUGUUCUUGUCCUAACGCAUCUGCCACACCCAUCCGGAUUCUGGAUGGGAAGCUUUAGAAAAGGGACAUAUAAGGCAGUUCAAGUGCCAAGGGGUCCUAAGGGGGUUCAGACCCCACCACCUUUACGGAACAACCAUCACCUCAUGGACUAUGAAGAGGGACGAGUCGAAUCCUCGUCGGGUGAAUACGAUGUAAUAACUCCACCUCUUCCACGAUACGAAGAACACAGAGCAAGGGAAGCACGAAGACAAAGACGUAGUCAAGAGAGGCGAAGCCAUGAUCCAAACUCUCGUGGGCAGCGGCGCGGAUAUGAGUAGGGCAGUUCAUAAAGCUGCGGAUGAUGAUUGGUUAUGCAUAAGUUAAGUGUUGACGAUUAUAUAUGGUGUAUGUGGUUGAUAGGUAAAUUGUCUUGAUUUAAAGAACCUUAGCAAGUGGUUAGGGGUUUUGGUUCUCUACGGCGUCCUUUGGGUAACAAGUCUUUGACAUGGCGUUAUGGAUUUAAAAGGCAGCGCCAAGUUGGAUUACAAUAGGGUUAUUUUACCAUAUACUAUAGCUAGUCUCGACGCUGUAUAUAUCGAAACACGAUAGGUGCUACGACGACGUAAAUAGGAGGCUAAUAUUAGCCUUUCAAUGCAUACUAAGACAACUCGUAUUCAUGCAA
Messenger RNA from Daldinia loculata, 2849 nucleotides. RefSeq lists its product as uncharacterized. The record is from RefSeq and is a predicted model, not a curated record. The transcript is spliced from 9 exons. Bases 451 to 2505 code for a protein of 684 amino acids. NCBI's taxonomy places the organism in Eukaryota, Fungi, Ascomycota, Sordariomycetes, Xylariales, Hypoxylaceae.